Molecule: messenger RNA, 865 nt
Organism: Lobosporangium transversale
Lineage: Eukaryota; Fungi; Mortierellomycota; Mortierellomycetes; Mortierellales; Mortierellaceae
Exons: 2
Coding region: 175-723 (182 amino acids)
Biological process (GO): translational initiation
Cellular component (GO): nucleus
Molecular function (GO): translation initiation factor activity; RNA binding
Source: RefSeq, a predicted model, not a curated record
CUCUUUGAUCAUUAUCCCACUUGGCUCUUUUUCACUCAUUACAACAUUAGUAAUAAUCAAAGUCUUUUACCUUUUUUUUUCCUCAACAAAAGCGAAACACACAGAGUCAUCAAAACGUAGAUAUUUUUUUAUUAAUAAUAAUUUUAAAAGGACGAUAAUAUCAUAAACUCAAAGAUGUCUAGGCGAAGACAGGUCUCUUCUGAUAUCUUGGCAGAACUUCCUGAACUUGAGGAAGGACAACGCUUCGCAAGAGUUACUAAUGCACGUGGAAAUAAUAUUCAUGAGGUUCAGUAUCAGGAUGGUCAAGGAUUGCUAGUCAAUUUGCCACCGAAAUUCAGGAAUCUUGUCUGGGUGAAGCGAGGAAGCUAUGUUAUCAUUCAACCCGCAGAUGAGGAAGACAAGACUAAAGUCGCUGGUGAUAUUGUAGCUGUUCUCUUCCCAGAUCAUAUCAAACAGUACAAACAGAAGGGUAUCUGGCCAUUUGAGGAUCAGCUUCCCUCCAAUGCUGUCGAGGGAGAUCCAAAUGGCAACGAAAGUGGCAGUGAAAGUGACAAGGACAAUGACCUCUUUGUGAACAACAACAGAGUUGUCCUUGAAGAAACUGACAGUGAUACCGAUAGUGACAGUGAUGAUGAACAUUAUGUGAGCACCAGGGUCAUCGUCGAUGAUUCUGACAGUGAUACUGAUAGCGAGGAGGAGGAGUUUAGAAGAAGAACAAAGUAGCCCGCCUCUGCAUUAACAUUACCCAUAUUCCGUAUAAGCUCUAUGACAUCUGUUCCUUUACCUACUUGAGUCGAUACCAGACUGAUAUAAUCUUUACAAUCAAAAAAAUAAAAUAAAAUAAAGAGUACAAAUAUAUAUCCAG